Molecule: messenger RNA, 2115 nt
Organism: Aspergillus fumigatus Af293
Lineage: Eukaryota; Fungi; Ascomycota; Eurotiomycetes; Eurotiales; Aspergillaceae
Product: putative terminal deoxynucleotidyl transferase
Exons: 1
Coding region: 1-2115 (704 amino acids)
Biological process (GO): double-strand break repair via nonhomologous end joining
Cellular component (GO): nucleus
Molecular function (GO): DNA-directed DNA polymerase activity; DNA binding
Source: RefSeq, a predicted model, not a curated record
AUGUCCGAUAUCACGACAUCUACCUCGCUGAAACAUGACCUAAACGAGAGCCCUGACGGGCUCGACUUUUCAUCUCUGCCACCUAUCUUCGUCCUCUCGACACAUCUCGAGCUGGACGCUCUGCAUCAAAUCGAGGAUGACCUCGUGACGCGCGGCGGGCGCCUGACGUACGAUAUCUCCGAGGCACGGCUCGUCCUAGGGCGGAUCAGCCAGAAGAAGCGAGCAGCGCUGGAGCUGCGGUCGAGAGGCGUCUGGACCGAGGAGGUCUCUGGCUCUGGCUCUGUCUCUGCUCCUCUGCGGACGAGCCUUGAACCGCCUGUGAAGAGGCGGCGGGUUGACGUGGUUCAGCAGGGUAAACCGCGUGGGGCGCAGCUAGAGGAUAUUGACCUCGGUACUGAGACCGAGGAUGAGGAAGAUGGGAUGCGGAGCUUGCAUGAUACACGGGGCCAUCUGCGGCGGCCGCGAUCGGUAUCUCCCGAUACGGCGUCUGUGGCCUCGACGCCGUCACUGACGUCUUCGGUGGCUACUGCGUUGGAGGAUCACGAGCAGGCGGAUGUGGUGACGGUGGUCAAGCUGGACUGGUUAAGUGAAGUCCUGAGGACUGGCACGCUCGUGCCUCUUGACCCGUUCGUGGUUUACCGCGGCCGCAGGACUGCGCAGCCUGCGUCUGAAGCAAGCGCGGACCAGUCGAAAGGAAUCCUGGAGCGGGCGAAGCAAGAUGCCAUGACCAGGCCGGCGGCUGCACCUCCCACAAGCCGAUUCGCGUCCCGUCGCUCGCGCGAACCGCACGACGGCCCAUCCAGCCAGGGCCACCGGCCCAAGCUAUACCGGCAAACGACGUCCGAGCACGACGAAGCGGUCCCCUUACCUCCCCCGCCGGACUGGGUCAAGAGCCACGUCAUGUACGCCUGCAUGCGGUCCGCACCGCUCCACCCGCCCAACGAGGCGUUCAUCAACCAGCUGGUCAAAAUCCGCAAGACCCGCGAGCUCACGCUCGACGAGAUCGGCGUCCGCGCCUACAGCACCUCCAUCGCCGCGCUGGCCGCCUACCCAUACCAGAUUCGACGGCCCUCCGAGAUCCUCACCCUCCCCGGCUGCGACGCCAAGAUCGCCGCCCUCUUCGCCGAAUUCCAAGCCAGCGAGCACGGUACGCUCGCCGCCGCCGACGCCCUCGACACCGACCCCGUCCUCAAAACCCUCCACCUCUUCUGGAACAUCUGGGGCGUGGGCGCCAAAACCGCCCGCGACUUUUACUACAAGCGCCAGUGGCGCGACCUCGACGACAUCAUCGAGCACGGCUGGGACAGCCUGUCGCGCGUGCAGCAGAUCGGCCUGAAAUACUACGACGAGUUCCUGCAGGGCGUGCCCCGCCGGGAGACGGAGGCCAUCGCCGCCACCAUCACCCGGCACGCGAACCGCGUCCGCCCGCACGCGUCCUACGACGGCCGCGGCGUCGAGUGCAUCAUCGUCGGCGGCUACCGCCGCGGCAAGGAGCUCAGCGGCGACGUGGACCUCGUCCUCUCGCACCGCGACGAGUCCGUCACCAAGAACCUGGUUGUGGAUCUUGUGGCCAGUCUGGAAGCAGAGGGUUGGAUCACGCAUACCCUCGCCCUGCACAUGACUACCUCGAACCGCGAACAGCAGCCUCCACCUUUCCAGGGCGAUGAUGACUCGGGCAGACACUUCGACACUCUGGAUAAGGCACUUGUCGUCUGGCAGGAUCCGCAUUUCGAGGACGGCGAUGAUGAUGAUGAUGAUGCCGAGACGACAGCCGCGGGGGGUGGAGCAGACACCCCGGAAGAAGGCGCAAGACAGCGCAGAAAACGCAACCCCAAUGUCCACCGCCGGGUAGACAUCAUCAUCUCGCCGUGGCGGACGGUCGGGUGUGCCGUGCUGGGCUGGUCGGGCGAUACGACCUUCGAGCGGGAUCUGCGGCGGUACGCCAAGAAGGCGCACGGGUGGAAGUUCGACUCGAGCGGCGUGAGGGAGCGGACGAGCGGCGGGCAGGUGAUUGAUUUGGAGCGCGGCGGGGAGACCUGGGAGGAGAGGGAAAGGUUGGUGCUUGAGGGCUUGGGGGUGGGUUGGAGGCCUCCGCAGGAGAGAUGCACGCGAUAA